Molecule: messenger RNA, 213 nt
Organism: Trichoderma gamsii
Lineage: Eukaryota; Fungi; Ascomycota; Sordariomycetes; Hypocreales; Hypocreaceae
Exons: 1
Coding region: 1-213 (70 amino acids)
Source: RefSeq, a predicted model, not a curated record
AUGCAAAUACGAAGUGCAUGCUUCGAGCGAGCGCUUCAUAAAACACCGACUCCUUUUCUCUCGCCUGACGGUUCGCAACUGUGUCGGAUGGAGCCUGUCUUUCUGUCUGUCUUUUUUACGAUACAGCUUCUGCCUGAUACAACGGCCAUCUACGUACUCUGCCGCUAUACCAUUUCAAUAUCAAAUACUAAUGUCAUCUGUUCUCAUCGCUAA